AUUGGCCGGCCCGGCAACGCCAAUGAGAGUUGAGCUGUUAGAUUCAAACGGAGCGGGGCGCGGAAGCGGGCGUUAGUCCGCUGAGAGGUCCGUGAGGGGAGCUGUCCUUUGCCGCUUGUUAUUGCUGCUCCUGUCGCCGCUGCCGCCGCCCGUCAUGGCCCACAAGCAGAUCUACUACUCCGACAAGUACUUUGACGAGCAAUACGAGUACAGGCACGUGAUGCUGCCACGAGAACUUUCAAAACAAGUGCCAAAAUCCCAUCUAAUGUCUGAAGAGGAGUGGAGACGACUUGGUGUUCAGCAAAGUCUUGGCUGGGUUCACUACAUGAUCCAUGAGCCAGAACCGCAUAUUCUUCUCUUCAGAAGACCUCUUGCAAAGAAUGAGCAGAAAUGAAUGUCUAUAAAUCUACUCCUAAAUCUUCUGUAACUAUCUAUAUAACUGUAUAUAUGUUGGUAGUAUUCAGUGAAUACUUUAAAAUGUACAAAACAUACAUCUGUACCUGUGCAUGAGCUGUAUUAUUCACAGCAAAAAGCCCAGUCAAAUGCAAUUCCAAGUAGGCUGCUAUAGUGUUCAAAGAGUUGAUGAAGUUAUCUUCUUUACUGUUAAUGUAAGUGCUAUUAAGGUGUAAGUAUUGCAUGUUCGCAGUAGAUGAUUGCUUGUAACACAGGGUUCCUUCAAUUUUGCACUCAGCUUUUCUGCUGAAGUGGAGCAUGUUCAGAUCCAGUGGCUCACCUGUUUAGUAGUAGGUAUAAAGAAGUAAACUCUAUUUUUAAUGUUUCAUAACACCUAAAUGUCUAGAGUGCUCAUUCACCAGUCAAAUAUUCAUCGUCUAACAUGUUAAAAGUACCUACUUCAGAAAAAAUACUCAGUGAACCUGUUUUCUUUAUCUGCAAGUAUUAUUUUGCUCUACAGGCCAAAGUUCCUAACCCAGAUUUGAACUGGGAACUGCAGGCACUCUGAAAAGAGGAGCUGGCAGCAAUAAGUAAUACUAAGGCUGGUGUCUGAAAUGCUCUAAUUAUGGGACCCUGUAGCUGAUGUUGGUUAUAAUGGGAUUAGUUAUUCUGCAAUGGCUGCUUGUCAUCCUACUUCUCAUGAGGUGUUAGGUAUGCGGGGGAGUGGCUUAGUGCUGCAUCAGGCGAAGUCCAGAUUGGAUAGUAGGAAAAAGUUAUUUGCUGAGGCGGGUGGUCAGGCACUGGAAUAAGGUUCCAGGGGAAGUGGCUGUGGCUGCAGACCUCUUGGUGUUGCAGAAGACACUGCUGUGGGCAAUAACGUCUAACUUUGAGGAUGCCCUGUGCAGAGCUGGGAGCUGGACUUGAUUCUUGUGGGUCCCUCUGAAGUUGGAAUUUUAAAUGAUGACUUGGUAUGAACUCCUAAGGUUUUAAGUAGUACUUUGUAUUUCAUAGAUAUCUUUAUGCUUGUUUGAUCUACUCUGCUGCAGAAAAAUAAACCAGUACUACCAAA
Messenger RNA from Phalacrocorax carbo (great cormorant), 1462 nucleotides. The record is from RefSeq and is a predicted model, not a curated record. Lineage: Eukaryota; Metazoa; Chordata; Aves; Suliformes; Phalacrocoracidae.